Molecule: messenger RNA, 2384 nt
Organism: Drosophila virilis
Lineage: Eukaryota; Metazoa; Arthropoda; Insecta; Diptera; Drosophilidae
Gene: Ddx1
Product: ATP-dependent RNA helicase Ddx1
Molecular function (GO): protein binding; RNA helicase activity; nucleic acid binding
Source: RefSeq, a predicted model, not a curated record
UGGUGAAUGUCAAUUGAGUACUUUGGUGAAAAUAUUGUAGCCGGUCUCGCGAGUGCAGAGAUAAAAAGAAAUAGUUAAAAAUAAGUGAAUAAAAGAGAAAUGACUGCAUUUGAAGAGUUUGGUGUGCUGCCAGAACUGGGCAAAGCGACCGAUGAAUUAGACUGGACUUUACCCACUGACGUGCAGGCAGAGGCCAUUCCACUUAUACUGGGCGGGGGCGAUGUUUUAAUGGCUGCUGAAACAGGCUCGGGCAAGACGGGCGCCUUCUGUUUGCCCAUUCUUCAAAUUGUGUGGGAAACAAUUCGCGAUUUGCAAGCGGGUAAGUCGAGUAAAACUGGCAACGGGACAGCGGGAGCUGCAGCCCCUUGGACUAUGUCCUUUUUCGAUCGAAAUAAUGCACUGGCCGUAACUCCGGAUGGCUUGCGCUGCCAAUCUCGCGAAUUUAAGGAAUGGCACGGCUGUCGGGCCACCACUGGCGUCUAUGGCAAAGCAAAAUUCUAUUACGAAGCGACAGUUACCGACGAGGGCUUGUGCCGUGUGGGCUGGUCUACGCAGAUGGCCAAUUUGGAUUUGGGCACAUGUCGGUAUGGCUUUGGCUUUGGUGGUACUGGCAAAAAGUCAAACAAUCGUCAAUUUGAUGAUUAUGGAGAUGCCUUUGGCAAGGCAGAUGUGGUCGGCUGCAUGCUAGACUUACAACGACUUGAGGUCAGCUUCACCAAGAACGGCACGUCCUUGGGUGUGGCAUUUAAAAUACCCGAAAAUCUUCGCAAUGAUACCUUCUAUCCAGCUGUUGUACUGAAAAAUGCCGAGAUGUUGUUUAACUUCGGCAAAACAGAUUUUAAGUAUCCACCAGGCAAUGGUUAUAUAGCCGUAUGUCAGGCGGGUCCUGAACACAGCACAGCCAAUCCACUGGCAAGCCCCGCAGCCAAUACGGCUGCAAGUAAACCAGCGCCAAAUGCGCCACAGGCCAUCAUUAUUGAACCCAGUCGCGAGUUGGCGGAGCAGACCUUCAAUCAGAUAGAGAAAUUUAAGGUGCAUCUAAGCAAUCCCGAAGUACGCCCGCUGCUGCUCAUUGGCGGCGUUCGUCUGGAGGAGCAAAAAGCGGAACUGCAGAAAGGAAUACACAUUGUGGUAGGAACGCCCGGUCGCCUAGAGGAGCUUAUCAAUAGCGGCUUUGUGCAGCUUACCCACUGUCGUUUCUUUGUGCUGGACGAGGCGGAUGCGCUGCUUAAACAGGGCUAUACGGACCUUAUUGAGCGGCUGCACAAGCAAAUACCAAAGAUAACUAGUGAUGGCUGCCGCCUGCAGAUGAUUGUCUGCUCGGCCACCUUGCAUGCGUUCGAAGUGAAGAAGAUGGCCGAACGCUUGAUGCACUUUCCCACCUGGGUGGAUCUUAAGGGCGAGGAUGCUGUCCCUGAGACAGUGCAUCAUGUAGUGUGCAUGGUCGACCCACAUACAGACAGUAGCUGGCAGCAACUCCGUCAGCCAAUACACACUGAUGGUGUACACGAUCACGAUAAUGUGCAUCCCACAAACCAAUCUCCAGAGACGUUUUCGCAGGCUGUUAAGCUUCUCAAGGGCGAGUACUGCAUUCGGGCCAUUGAUCAGCAUAAAAUGGAUCGCGCCAUCAUCUUCUGCCGCACCAAACAAGACUGCGACAAUUUGGAACAGCAUCUAAGCCAGCGUGGAGGUCAACGAUACUCGUGCGUUUGCCUGCAUGGUGAUCGCAAGCCACAAGAGCGCAAACAGAAUCUGGAAAUGUUCAAGCGCCAGCAAGUCAAGUUUCUCAUCUGCACAGAUGUAGCCGCACGCGGACUGGACAUCACGGGAUUGCCAUUCAUGAUCAAUAUAACACUGCCGGACGAUAAAUCCAACUAUGUCCACCGGAUUGGCCGCGUAGGUCGCGCCGAGCGUAUGGGCCUUGCAAUUAGUCUGGUGUCUACGGUGCCAGAGAAGGUAUGGUACCAUGGCGAGUGGUGCAAGACUCGUGGACGCAACUGUCAUAACACAAAUUUAACCGAUGUGCGUGGCUGUUGCAUCUGGUACAAUGAACUAAAUUUGCUGGCCGAGGUGGAAGACCACCUGAACAUAACCAUUCAGCAGGUGGACAAGUCUUUGGAUGUGCCGGUCAAUGAUUUCGAUGGCAAGGUGGUCUACGGCCAGAAGAAUCUCAACAUGGGCACAGGCUACGAGGAUCAUGUGGAGCAGUUAGGGCCAACAGUGCGAAAACUAACUGAUUUGGAAUUGCAAUCACAAUCUUUAUUCUUGAAACGCUUAAAAGUCUAAACUGGUUCGAUUUUGGGUUGUUACACGAUCCGAAAUACUUUCACGGUUACGAGUACAUAAAAUACAUAAAUAAACUAACAUUAAAAUCUUGUGUUUAA